Molecule: messenger RNA, 867 nt
Organism: Dovyalis caffra
Lineage: Eukaryota; Viridiplantae; Streptophyta; Magnoliopsida; Malpighiales; Salicaceae
Source: the annotation of a GenBank genome assembly
AUGAGCUUUUUAGGGACCCCAACAAUAUUCCUCCAUGGUCAGGCUGCAAACAAGUUCAUCUACACCUGUGAUGGUACUGUGCUUGCUAAUCAGCAGCCAUCAUCGAUAAGAAGGCUUUGCGGUGAGAGGAAUAUUAUGGAACUGAGUGGCAGUGAGCACAAGCGUGUGAGAGGAUCUCUUGUAUCGUUUUUAAAGCCCGAAGUAUUGAAGCAAUAUGUUGGUAAGAUGGAUGAAGAAAUCAGAAAGCAUUUCGAGGUGCAUUGGCAUGGCAAGGAGAAGGUUUUGGUAGGCAAUGCCAUUGAUGAAGACUCUUACCUUCAACAUUAUGAGCUCUCUGAUAUUUGGAAUAGAGCAAAGUGCAAAAAGAAGCAUACUCGUAGAGCUCUUCCAACAACUGGUGAAGGGUGUCCUUUCAAACAAGAGGAGAUUGCCAAGAGUAAGGCCUCUGGUGAGCUUUUAACCUGGGAUGACCUUGCAAGAAUGAAAUACACAUGGAGAGCAGCUAUGGAGUGUCUAAGGAUGACCCCUCCUGCGUUUUGUUCCUUCAGGAAGGUAAUCUGGGCAGCCUGCAUGACACACAUGGAUGACUGUAUCUUCCCAAACCCAUCAGAGUUUGAUCCGAAACAUUUCGACAAACAGGCAUCCGUCCCGCCAUAUAAUUUCUUGGCAUUCGGAGGAGGACCCCGAAUAUGUCCUGGGUAUGAAUUUGCAAGACUUGAAACUCUGAUCACAAUACAUUACCUGGUGAACAGGUUCACAUGGAAGCUAUGUCACCCAAACAUUUCCUUUUCAAGGGAUCCGUUGCCAACUCUCAAGGAUGGACUGGAGAUAGAAAUUGAGCCGAAGAUCCCUGCCAAGGUCAACUAA